Nicotiana tabacum (common tobacco) is the source of this 2353-nucleotide messenger RNA. NCBI's taxonomy places the organism in Eukaryota, Viridiplantae, Streptophyta, Magnoliopsida, Solanales, Solanaceae. The record is from RefSeq and is a predicted model, not a curated record.
CCCAUCAGAAACAGCCGGUGAGGAUCUCGCCGCCCACUAACCACAUAAAGAGCACAUAGGCUAGAAAUUGGAAAGGAUCACAUCCCACUUAACCUAUAAAUACUUUGCUCACUCUACGCAUGAUAUACAAAGCUAUCAUUUCGACUAAAUCCUUGAAGGAUUGGAAUUCGCUCUUGUGUAGCUAUAUCAAAGAACGAUGCCCAAUAAAAAAUUCUUUAUUCCAUUCUUUAAUUCUGCUUUACUUAAUUAUUUUAUUAAGCAAACUUUGGAUAAUUGUAAUUGCUAAUGUCUAUUUUAAAAUCAAUUUUGGGUUAAACAACACUCUGCUGCUGCUGACUGCUGUGAACUCCUCGAGAUCUCUCUGUCUAACGAAAUCGAGCUUGUAAGUUCCUCCAUUCUCUACUCUCUGUCAGAAACCCUACUCCCUUCUUCAAAAUUAUCCUAUAGUUAGAUAACAUGAUUGCGAAUUGGGUUCAUAAAAGAUUUAAGUUAUAACAGUUGUUAGUCACAUUUACAGGUUGAUAUGCUUUCUUAUUUGCCUCAAAUGCGAUUUUGGCUCUGAAAUUAUGGGUUUUUACUUAUCUUCAUUUGGUGUUAGUCAUCAGUUAUCUGGAAGUUUCUCCUAUAGAAAAGGGGAAAAAAGAGAAUAAUUUGAGUUUAGAAGUUGAAAUUCGUUCUUAUUUGCUUCCGCUGACAUUCGCUCUGAAAUAAUGAGUAUUACAAAUCAGCCUUUUGUUAUUACGUACUAAUAAUCAAUUAUCUGAACGCUUCUCUUAUAUAGAGAAAAUAGUCAGAGAAUACGGUCGUAAAAGUUGCAUUGACACGACAAAAAUCAUAAAUUCGUAUCAUUUGUCAAUUCCUUCUUAUUGUUGAAACAACCGUUUCCAAUUUCUAACCCUCCUUGAUCUCAGCGUUUGAAACUAGUUAAUAUUGGAGUAUCCCUAAAAUUCGUAUAAAUCCCUCCGCCCUUGGGGUUUUGAUAUGUUGAAUAAUUAUUACUUAGUGUAUAAUAAUAAUUUUGAAUGAUUAGAACGUCUUCCAAGUUUUCUUUUACAGAUUUUAAUUUUUGUGUUGGUUGGAUCUUUCACUGUUACUGGAGCUUAGUGUGCUGAUUGAAUUGAUCUCCAUUUUUAUAUUUUUAUGUGUUCUAUUGUUCUGCUGGUAGUAAGACAAAUGCAGAGACGAACAAAUGAAUGGUUAUUAGCUAAUCAUAGAAAUGUUUCCUAUGACCAAAAGGUGGUCUCACAGUUAUUGAGUAGCAAUCAUAUUCAACAAGUUUAGUAGAGAUAUUAACAUAGCAUAAAAGAUGGAUAUCGCUUGGAUUUAACGUAAACUGAUUGAUUACAAUUAAGGAAAAUAUGUUUACCUCUUGAGUGGCUGAUGAUAAUGUGGAGAUAGGCAACAGCAGCAGAAAAGGUCUUGUAUUGUUAGCAUUUGUCCUCCUUAACUGAUCUCCCUAUGUUGCUAAAAUCCUACUCUGCUUCUUUUCUCUUGCAAAUGUUUCUCCAGUAGUACAGGUUCCUGAUAUUACUUUUACUAACCCAUGUCAAUACAUCUUUUCAUAGUAACCAGUUAUUAUGGUUGUCAAACUCUGGAAUUCUGUAAAAAGAAAGUAUCCCUUGUGAACUAUCUUACUGUUUUAUGCAUGACAACAGUCAUAUCUGUAUACAAGUUAACCUCUUGUUCCAUCAGUGCAGUUGAGCUGGUAAAGUAAAAAUCUUGUGAACAUGGUAAUGUAUUUGUGGAGGAAAUAUGCAGAUUAUGUAUACUCAAAAUGGGAAAAGACAAUUCUUUGGGACAUUGUUGAACCAUACAGGAGACCAAGAUCAUUUACUCCUCCGGUCACAAUCUACGUCUGUGCAUUUUAUACUGGAGUUAUCGGGGCAGUCAUCACUGAGCAACUCUAUAAGGAGAAAUACUGGGAAAGAACAUUCUGGGGAAGCAGUGCCUCUAAUGAAACCAAUGUUUUAUGGUGGCCCUUGGAGAGUAAUGAGAGGGGAUGUUCCUCCAACCGGAAUGUUCAAUGCCUGAGCUUCAGCUCAUGCUUAAGCUCCUUCAAAUGGCUGUGAUUCUCGCGAAUAUCUGUGAGUGAAUUCUUGUUUGGCAUGAUGGUUUUGCAGUUCACUUUGACCAAUUUGGUGGCUGGACGGCCUGGUAAUAAUUUGAUAUAAAUGCUUCUUCUCAUUUCAUUUGGCAGUAUGAGUAUAGUAUCUGGUUCUUACCUUGUCAUCCAAUUUAGUUCAAGUUCUAUUGAAAGGAAUGACACAACUUAUAUUUUACAGAUAAAGGGUCAGAAAUGCCCCUAAUGCCCCUAACUUAUUGGAAAUGGCUUAAAUUUGUCAUGUUCUACCUA